Messenger RNA from Cyprinodon variegatus (sheepshead minnow), 1143 nucleotides. RefSeq names its product transcriptional regulator ATRX-like. The transcript has 8 exons. The record is from RefSeq and is a predicted model, not a curated record. Bases 441 to 971 code for a protein of 176 amino acids. NCBI's taxonomy places the organism in Eukaryota, Metazoa, Chordata, Actinopteri, Cyprinodontiformes, Cyprinodontidae.
CAUGUCACAGCCGUUUAUGCUUCUCAUUCAGCCAAUCCCAUGUCUGCGUUCUUAGGCUGGUGUUCAGUCAGUCCUUGAUCUCACUGAACCUCAUCGAGGAUUUCCUUGCCGCCUCUCACAAAGCCAGAGAGCCUUUAUCAUCCGUAAAAGAGGGCAGCUGGAUUAAAAACUUGGAUUACUAUCGUCUGGACGGCUCCACCUGCGCUUCACUGAGGAAGAAAUGGACGGACAGGUUCAACAAUCCCUCCAACCACCGCGGCAGGUUGUUCUUGAUCUCAACGAGGGCCGGCUCCCUCGGGAUCAACCUCGUUGCCGCCAACAGGGUGGUCAUCUUCGACGCGUCCUGGAAUCCCUCCUAUGACAUUCAGAGCAUUUACAGAGUGUACCGCUUCGGUCAGCUGAAGCCGGUGUUUGUGUACCGCCUGCUGGCUCAGGGAACCAUGGAGGAGAAGAUCUACGACCGACAAGUCGCCAAGCAGUCUCUGUCCUUCAGAGUCAUAGAUCAUCAACAGAUAGAGAGACACUUCACUCUUUUUGAGCUGACUGACCUCUAUACGUUCGAGCCAGACCUGCUGGAUGAUCCAAACUCUAAGAAGAGCAAGAGGCCGACUCCCAUCCUGCCGAAGGACAGCAUCCUGGCGCAGCUGUUACAGAUCUGUAAAGACUGGAUCGUCUCCUACCAUGAGCACCAAUCCCUGCUGGACCACAAGCAAGAGGAGGAGUUGAGCGAAGCGGAUCGCAAAGCUGCGUGGGCCGAGUACGAAGCCGAGUCGAACAAAACCAACGCCCCCACCGGUUCAAACCAAGACGGCCUGCAGACAAAGACCAACGAGCAGCUGCUGGAAAUACUCAACAAAAGCAGAAUGACUUUAAGCUCGGUUUUCCUGAGCCUGCAGCAGAUAAGGACUCAUUCUGUUGAGGACUACGUCCUACGACUGGUCAGUGAACACAACCAGAGGGGGAGCUUCUGACAAGCUCACAUGCUUCACUGAGUUCUUUACAGGGCUUAAUGUUACGUCCAACGUUUUAAUCUCAGUCCUAUUUUUUCAGUCAGACUGCGUAUAGAGAGGCUCUGACUAGCCAGGGUGAGCAGAUCCUGAUCUGUGCAGAAUUUUUCAAUUUGUGCCCAACGAAAUGAAACAA